Messenger RNA from Pelmatolapia mariae (spotted tilapia), 843 nucleotides. Its product is annotated as GTPase IMAP family member 2-like. The record is from RefSeq and is a predicted model, not a curated record. Gene Ontology annotation, molecular function: nucleic acid binding; GTP binding. Lineage: Eukaryota; Metazoa; Chordata; Actinopteri; Cichliformes; Cichlidae. The coding region runs from base 1 to 843 and encodes 280 amino acids. The transcript is spliced from 2 exons.
AUGGCCUGUUUUGUUUCAGACUCUGACCUGAGGGUGGUGCUGGUGGGUCAGGAGAGAGUUGGGAAGAGCUCAACAGGAAACACCAUCCUGGGCAAGAAGGAGUUUAACUGUAGGAUCAGUUUGAGCCCUCUGACUUUGAGCAGUAAGAAGAGAGAAGCUGAUGUUCUGGGUCAAAGAGUCUCUGUGGUAGAUACCCCUGGACUUGUCAGCACUCGGCUGUCUGCACAGGAGGUGAAAGCAGAGCUGGAAAAAGCUCUCCAGCUGAGUUCUCCAGGUCCUCAUGUUUUCAUCCUCGUCCUCCAGCUUGGACGAUUCACCCCACAGGAGCAGGAAGGACUGAAAGCUCUGCAGAAGAUGCUGGGCACUGAUGUCUCCAAACACACCAUGCUGCUGUUCACCUACGGAGACCGACUGGAAAACACCGACAUUGACAUGGAAAUGUUCACCAAAGAGGACGAGAACAUCCAGCAGUUGCUGAAGAGCUGCAGCGGUGUGUACCAUGUGUUCAACAACAACAUGGAAAACAGGGAUCAGGUCCAAAAGCUGCUGGAGAAGAUAAAUGACAUCUGUGAGGGAGGACAGUUGUACUAUGAGAGGUCUCAGUCAGAGGGGGCAGAUGGCAGACAGCGUGUGUGGCGUCAUGUGGGGGAGCAUGUUUGGGAUGCUCUGAAUCGGCGUAUACAACAGCGUAUUCCAGUUCCUACCAAUAUUCAGCAACUUUGCACAGGUAUUGAAGAGGAGUGGACCAGCAUUCCACAGCCCACAAUCAACAACCUGAUCAACUCUAUACAACAGAGAUGUUUUGCACUGCGUGAGGCAAAUGGUGGCCACACCAGAUACUAA